CCUGGGCAUGCGCAGUGGGCUGGGCUGGGCCGGGCGGUGAGGCGGCUCUCGGCACCGACACCCGCACCGGGACAGGACAGGACACAACACCGGCAGAAGCGGCAGCACCACAGCGAACGGAGCGCACCGCGGCGCCCAGCUUGCUUGAGGCCAUGUUAAGUGCAGGGAAAGAAAACCUUCGACUGAAAAGCUACAAAAAUAACUCUCUCAAUCCGGAUGAGAUGAGGAGAAGAAGGGAAGAAGAAGGACUGCAGCUGAGGAAACAGAAACGUGAAGAACAGUUGUUCAAACGUAGAAAUGUCGCACACACGGAACAGGACGAGGAAGAGGAGGAGGUAAUGAGUGACAGUGGAUUCCAUGAAUCGCAAAUAACUAUGGAAAUGGCAAUGACUGGCGCAAUCACCUCUGAUAUGGUGCAGAUGAUUUUCUCCAACAAUUCUGAACUGCAGCUGGCUGCUACCCAGAAAUUUCGGAAGCUCCUUUCCAAAGAGCCGAAUCCUCCAAUUGACGAAGUGAUCAACACACAGGGAGUGGUUGAAAGAUUUGUAGAAUUCCUCAAAAGGAGAGAAAAUUGCACAUUGCAGUUUGAGGCAGCGUGGGUGCUUACCAACAUUGCAUCUGGAAGCUCGUUACAGACCCGGGAGGUUAUUAAGGCUGGUGCUGUCCCUGUCUUUAUCGAGCUGUUAAUGUCAGAUUUUGAAGAUGUGCAGGAACAGGCAAUCUGGGCUCUGGGGAAUAUUGCAGGAGACAGCACGAUGUACAGGGAUUAUGUGUUAGACUGCAAUAUCCUUCCUCCUCUCAUUCAGUUGCUAUCAAAACCCAACCGAUUGACAAUGACAAGAAAUGCUGUGUGGGCACUCUCAAACCUGUGCAGAGGGAAGAACCCUCCUCCAGACUUUGCAAAGGUAUCUCCAUGCCUCAGCGUGGUGUCCUGGCUGCUAUUCCUCAACGAUGUGGAUGUCCUGGCGGAUGCCUGCUGGGCCCUGUCAUAUUUAUCUGAUGGGCCCAAUGAUAAAAUUCAAGCAGUGAUAGACUCGGGGGUGUGCAGGAGAUUAGUGGAACUACUAAUGCACUGUGACUUCAAAGUGAUCUCGCCAGCCUUGCGCGCAGUAGGAAACAUUGUGACAGGUGACGAUAUACAGACUCAGGUAAUUUUAAAUUGUUCAGCUUUGCAGAGUUUAUUACAUUUACUGAGCAGUCCAAAAGAAUCAAUCAAGAAGGAAGCAUGUUGGACCAUCUCAAAUAUCACAGCAGGGAACAGAGCACAGAUACAGGCAGCAAUCGAUGCCAACAUCUUUCCGGUCCUAAUAAGCAUCCUACAGACAGCAGAGUUCCGUACUAGGAAAGAGGCGGCGUGGGCGAUCACCAAUGCAACAUCUGGUGGAACUCCUGAACAGAUCAAAUAUAUCGUGGAGUUGGGCUGUGUUAAACCGUUAUGCGACCUUCUGACCGUUAUGGAUGCUAAAAUCGUUCAGGUCUCCUUGAAUGGUUUGGAGAACAUCCUUCGGCUGGGUGAACAGGAAGCCAAACAGAAUGGGACAGGAAUAAAUCCAUAUUGUGCACUAAUAGAGGAAGCCUAUGGCUUGGACAAGAUAGAAUUUCUGCAAAGCCAUGAAAACCAGGAUGUUUAUCAAAAAGCAUUUGAUUUAAUAGAACAUUAUUUUGGUACAGAAGAGGAGGAGGACACUUCUAUUGUCCCACAAGUUGAUCUCAAUCAACAGCAAUACAUCUUCCAACCACACGAAGCUCAGAUGGAGGGCUUUCAACUGUAAGCAUGGUCUUCGAGUGGACCACUGACCCCACGCACACGCACUUCUCCCACGGCAGCUGGGACGGACAGGAUCAUGGGGGGGGGGGGGGGGGGGGGGGGGAAGGAGAAAGAAAAGGCCACACCUAAACACAAGGAUAAAACACACACCUCUGCUGGUAAGCUGUGCUGGUAAGAACAAGCUCGGGCAACUGAAUCGUUCUCACUAGCCAAAGGGUGUAUGUUGAUGAAUAGGGAAGCACGUACCCACGUACAGUACUCUCUACGAAGCAACAUUUGUUAACCAUACACAAAGUUAAAUAUGAAGAUUAUAUUCUUGCGUGUAUAUUAAUGAUAUGUAUAUAAACAUUCAAACUGGGGUUAGGGAAAUCUGAGCAAAUUUGCACCACCCGACUCUUCCAACUUCAAAACUUGCAUCCUUUGCUGUGACUCGUCCUUCAUAUUGUGAUGUUUAAUACUGCUGAUUUUUUUUACAAUUCGAGCUGGUGGAAUAUUAACAGAAGUUGACUGAUGGACUGCCUACCUAGAACUGCCAUCAAUUAAUAACAUUUCAUUUCCACUUUAUCCAAUUAAUGAUACAUCAGUUACACAGUCGUGAUCUUUCCUUGCUGUGGUUUAAUUGAGAGCUGAUUGAUCUUGCUGUUUUGGACAUGAUAUUCUGCUGCUUUUUUUUUAGUACAACAAAUGGGGCCAGAGACAAGGUCCAUGAACCACUUUUAAUUUUGUGGCAAUCCAUAAUAUAAUGUACGAGAGAUUUUGGGCUUCUCAUAUUUUAAAAUACUCUUGUCAAAUUUGGAUAUCUGCUGAGGUUGUAAAGCUGUGAUUACUUGGUCAUGAGUCCAGCACCAGUCAAAGGUUGUCCAAUCCAAGCAGUGAUUGAACAUAUUGCACCCAACAGAAAAGCAGCAAGGUGACAAUAGGAAUUAUCUCCGAACUUUACAAAGUUAGUGCACUGCACUGUCGAGUCACAGGGGAGACCUCAUUCCAUUGUGACUGUACUUUUAAGAUGUGUGUGCUGCAUUUGUUGGAACCAAAAUUCACUUGCUUGUUCAGGUAAAAAAACUUCGGGGAAAUAUUCUGGGCAAUAGAACUGCCAUUCUUUCCAGAGCAAGAUCAUUAAGUCAGGUCCCCCCCCCCCCCCCCCCCCCCCCCAAAAAAAAAGACUUCCUCAACUUUUUUGUGUGCAGGUUAGUUCAGCAGUGCAAUUUACCAAACGUGGUAUGUGCAAACUUGAAGGAGGCGAGGACUGAAGAGUUGGCACACUAAAACAUAUCUGGGAAGCAAGUAGAAUCAGAUAAGACCUUCAACAAAACAACUUGCUGCAGGGGGUGUCAUUUGUUUUGUUUCUGCAGGACAAAUCUUUAGUUGGUGCAACAGAAUUUGUAUUCAUCCUAUUUAACGUGCUUUGUCAUUAGUUUCUCUUUAUUGCUGCCUGCAUUCAUCAUUCGGAGAGCACGCAGUUUCCCUUGAUGCAGCAAGUAGGCUGGAGAAUUACGCUUGCGAACUAGAAGUUUGAACAUGAUCAUCAUAUCACAGGUUGCACAUGUAAAUAAAUGUCAAGGGAUGGUUCUUACAUCGUACAUAAUUCACAAUCCCUGCAUAUGGCUUUCUGUUUUUGUUCAUGGUUGUGGAGAUGUAAUUUGUUAGUACAACUGUUGUGUCCAGUCCGUACUUGUUACUAUUUCUUCCUAGGAUAUAAAUUUGCACUGCUCCAAGAUACAAUUGUCAUAAAGUAGAGGUACCCUGCUUUGAAAAAACUACCUUGAAUAUUAAAAAAGACAAAGUGCUGUAGUAACUCAGCAGGUCAGACAGUAUCCCUGGAGAACACGGAUAGGCAACAUUUUGGGAAGGGUCCUGACCUGAAAAAUCAUCUAUCCAUGUUCUCCAGAAAUGCUGCCUGACCCGCUGAGUUACUCCAACACUUUGUGCCACUUUUAUUUUGUAAACCAGCAUCUACAGUUCCUUGUGUCUACCUUAAAUAUGCCAUUUCCCUUUGAAGAUUUCUUUUCGGCAAUCAGUGUUUGAAGCCAAUUAAUUUGCCUCCCACGAGAUGAUGCUGCAAUUCUUUUGUCAUGUGACAAUAGAGACAUGGACUAAGACACUGGAUGGUACCUUUUUAAUAAGAUUUAACUUGAAAUCGCCAGUUGAACAAAGUGAACAGAUUGAACGAUCAUAUCCUCAUUCUACUCCAACUUUAGCAUAGGUUUAUCUGUUUGUUUCUCUUCCCUCCAUUAUGAAAUCUCAGCUUUGAUUCUCUGUACCCCUCUAACAGCACAAUGUCAGUAUUAAAGCUAGCUGUCGUAACUUUUAAAAUGCUGGGUUACAAUUUGCAGUGGCAAAAUUAGUUUCCUUAUUUGAGAGUAGCCAAUUUAUGAUACUCAAAAGGACUCAAAGCGCUGGAGUAACUCGGCAGGUCAGACAGCAUCUCUGGAGUAAGUCUUAGGAAGGGUCCUGACUCAAAACAUGGCCUAUCCACGUUCUCCAAGGAUGCUGCCUGACCUGCUGAGUUACUCCAGCACCAUGUGUCCAUUUGUGUAUUAAUCAGCAUCUACAAUCUUUACACUUUAUGAUACUGCUAGAAUAAUAUGGCAUUGUGACAUAUUCUUGAACAAAGUCUUGAACAAAGCUUGCACAUAUAAUCUGUGUUGGUGCAAAGUUUCCAGUGUAAUUUGUGUUUAUUGUAUUUGGACAUGCUUUUCCCAGAGUUGCCCAGUUUAAAAAGCAUCCCAAACAAAAGUGUUAGCAGGACGAUUGUGUGGGGAAAUCAUCAUUCGAAAGAUUUAUUUAUUUUGACCAAAUAGAAUUCCUUCACUUAUUGUUUAAAGAACAACUUUACACUCUAAGUUUGUAUCCUAAGAGUAUAUUUAUCUUAAAGUAUUUCUUUUGUAAAUGUUUUGAAAGUCAAUCUCGUACUUUUUAUUUCAUAUUGCACUCUGGACCAGUCUUAUUCUAUUUCUGCGAUUGACAGGAAAGUGAAGAUAGUUUGAGCAAAAAAACUUUCUUUUUGUCCAUAUAAUAGUUUUUUUUAUUUUUUAUAAUGUGAAAUGUUUGUCAAAAAAAAGCUCUAUGCCAAGAAGUUCAAAGGACUACCCGAGUAAAUAAUUAUAUUCUGACAAGCUGUGUGUCCCUUAUUAAGGUAACAAUGCAUAUGUUUUGUGUCUUUAAAAACUGUUCCAUACAUAUCUUGUUCUUUACACAACCUUUUUCAUUUUAUCCAUGGGAUAACUUUUUUGGUGAAAACAUGUUUGGCAAUAAGGUGAGCAUUCAGCCGUUUACAUUCUGUGCGUUUUAAUACGGGAUUAAUUAGUUAUCAUGUUUUAAAAGUUAAUAGACUGCAGCAAGGAUUCAGCAGCAUCUAUUAGAAUAUGAUUUUCUUGUGUUGUGAAUUCAAACUUGUUAUGUUUCCAGGAAUAUGAAUUUAAUAUUCUUUUGGGCACUUGAGCUGUCCAUUUGUCGAACUUGAUAGCUUGUUAAAAUGUCAGCUUAAAUCACUACAAAGUUUAGCCCUUCUGCUUUUCAUGACCGAUUACAUGAACAUAGCCCAAGGCUUGCUAUGUGGUGCACAAUGACAAAAUAAUAAAUAUUAUUUCUAGGUGGAUGUGUGAAAUCCAAGUGUGGGUUAUUGAACCAAUGUAAAUUUGAUUUGUGAAAGCAGUGGUUAAUUUUGUUUACUUAAAACAAAAUGGGAAACUCCCAUUUCAUUUUCUGCUCCAGAAUACAGAUUAAAUAAUUACAACAUC
Molecule: messenger RNA, 5508 nt
Organism: Amblyraja radiata (thorny skate)
Lineage: Eukaryota; Metazoa; Chordata; Chondrichthyes; Rajiformes; Rajidae
Product: importin subunit alpha-5
Exons: 14
Coding region: 153-1772 (539 amino acids)
Biological process (GO): protein import into nucleus
Cellular component (GO): cytoplasm
Molecular function (GO): nuclear import signal receptor activity; protein binding
Source: RefSeq, a predicted model, not a curated record